Molecule: messenger RNA, 3117 nt
Organism: Phacochoerus africanus (Common warthog)
Lineage: Eukaryota; Metazoa; Chordata; Mammalia; Artiodactyla; Suidae
Gene: WNT3
Product: Wnt family member 3
Exons: 5
Coding region: 123-1190 (355 amino acids)
Biological process (GO): canonical Wnt signaling pathway; multicellular organism development; cell fate commitment
Cellular component (GO): extracellular region
Molecular function (GO): frizzled binding; cytokine activity
Source: RefSeq, a predicted model, not a curated record
GGUGCGCUUCUGACAAGCCCGAAAGUCAUUUCCAAUCUCAAGUGGACUUUGUUCCAACUAUUGGGGGCGUCGCUCCCCCUCUUCAUGGUCGCGGGCAAACUUCCUCCUCGGCGCUGCUUCUAAUGGAGCCCCACCUGCUCGGGCUGCUCCUCGGCCUCCUGCUCUGUGGCACCAGGGUCCUCGCCGGCUACCCAAUUUGGUGGUCCCUGGCCCUGGGCCAGCAGUACACAUCCCUGGGCUCACAGCCUCUGCUCUGCGGCUCCAUCCCAGGCCUGGUCCCCAAGCAACUGCGCUUCUGCCGAAAUUACAUUGAAAUCAUGCCCAGUGUGGCUGAAGGUGUGAAGCUGGGCAUCCAGGAGUGCCAACACCAGUUCCGGGGCCGCCGCUGGAACUGCACCACCAUUGAUGACAGCCUCGCCAUCUUCGGGCCCGUUCUUGACAAAGCCACCCGCGAAUCGGCCUUCGUGCACGCCAUCGCCUCUGCUGGUGUGGCCUUUGCUGUCACGCGAUCCUGUGCGGAGGGCACCUCCACCAUCUGUGGCUGUGAUUCGCAUCAUAAGGGGCCGCCCGGCGAGGGCUGGAAGUGGGGCGGCUGCAGCGAGGAUGCCGACUUCGGGGUGCUUGUGUCCCGGGAGUUCGCGGACGCACGUGAGAAUAGGCCAGACGCGCGCUCGGCCAUGAACAAGCACAACAACGAGGCUGGCCGCACGACCAUCCUGGACCACAUGCACCUCAAGUGCAAGUGCCAUGGGCUGUCGGGCAGUUGCGAGGUCAAGACCUGCUGGUGGGCCCAGCCCGAUUUCCGUGCCAUCGGCGACUUCCUUAAGGACAAGUAUGACAGUGCCUCGGAGAUGGUGGUGGAGAAGCACCGGGAGUCCCGCGGCUGGGUGGAGACCCUCCGCGCCAAGUACGCGCUCUUCAAGCCACCCACUGAGAGGGACCUGGUCUACUACGAGAACUCCCCCAACUUUUGUGAGCCCAACCCGGAGACGGGCUCCUUUGGCACCAGGGACCGGACUUGCAAUGUCACCUCCCACGGCAUCGAUGGCUGUGACCUGCUCUGCUGCGGCCGUGGCCACAACACAAGGACGGAGAAGCGGAAGGAGAAAUGCCACUGCAUCUUCCACUGGUGCUGCUACGUGAGCUGCCAGGAGUGUAUCCGCAUCUACGAUGUGCACACCUGCAAGUAGGGAGCCAGGGCACUGGGAACAGGUGACAUGUGCGGCUGGGCAGAUUCACCGAAGUCCUACAGGGAGCAGGGCCGAGCCGGGCUCAGCCCCAGCAUCAGACGGCACGGAAACGGGACUGUUGCCAGAUGCACGUGUGGUAAUGACCUGGACCCACCUCGCCUGCUGCCUGGGAGGCCUCCCUCCCUCUCUCAUCUUCAGUUUCUCACCCUACUCGGGAUGGUGUGUGGUUUUCAAAGAAGGGGCUUUCUUUUUAGUUCUCCGGGGUCUGAUAGGAACAGACCUGAGGCUUAUCUUUGCACAUGUUAAAGAAAAUAAAAGUGGCAAAAAACCCCAACCAGCCAACCUUCUACUCCAGCAGAACAGGCUGGGCUGCCGUGAGCCUCUGCCUGGUGGGAAGGACAUCCGCGUGGGCAAGAUCGUCUCCCAGCCGCUGCGUCUGGUGCCAUCCCGAGAUGCCUGUGCGCGGGGAGUCGGGAAGCGGGGCAGCGCCCUGCCGUCUCCUCUUCUCUGUCGACUCCCAUUCAAAUCUGAUAGACUUUCACAUUCUGAUAAAAGCCAUAGGUUGAGCUGGGAGAAAGUGGUAGGGAGGCCCACGGCAAUCGUUAGAGUCGGUUUGAGUUUUGAAGAGCCGGAGCUCCGGGCGACCUGGUAAGCUGUUUGAAGAGCAGCCGUAUGUUCUUCUCAGUCCCAUUUUCUCUGUAACCCCAUUCUGCACGAGAGGCUCUUGUGAACUGCAGUCAGAUCUCCAGCUCUUUCUCUGCCAUUCUGCAGUUUCCACCAGGAAUGCAGUACUUUUUUUUUUUUUUUUGUAGUGAACAUUGUAAAUAGGUUACGUGGGGUGGUGGGGGGCACCCUUUCGCCAGCUCAGAUGGCUUCCCAAGGAAGGAAGCAUCUUUAGAAGGGGCCAUUCUGUCCCUCCCAGCCCUGCUCACCUGCAGAUCCUGCAUAAAAACAAACUCCAGCUUGAGCAGUUGGACUCUGGGUCACUUAGGAUAAAUUAGACAAAGGGUCAGAGAGAGUAGCAGGCUGUCCUUGAAAUUCCAGUUGUGUGAGCAGUAGAUGGGGAGGAUAAAGAGGAGUCGUUCGUUUCCUUCCCAGUUGGGACGCGUCGUCCUGCGUCCCUUUCUGUCUGGCCUGUGCCAGGAAACCAGUGCAGAUCUUUCCCACACACCUCUGGCCUCACCUGCCCACUGAGAGCUUCAGUUCGUGCAGCCACCAGGAUCAGGAUGAGGUGUUCAGAGGCGGGCAAGCAGUCACUCGUUCUUUCGGGUGAAGCAUCCCACCGCUGAGUUCUCCUUAUCCCCACGGGUCCUCUGCCGUGGCCUAGAGGAAGCUAGCAGAGCGGAGGCAGACAGAUCUGACAGACUGAGUCGACACGGCAGCUCUGUCUUAAGGAGAAUCAGAAAGGAGAGAGGCAGCCGGGCCCGGGGGGAGCACGGCGCCGUCUUCCUCCCCUCUCCUCCUCGCUUGGGUCAGCCCGACACUGACCCCAGACGGCAGGCCGGCCACCUUCCCACCUGCUCAGGCAGGUUCACCAAGAUGGUCAUCUAGAAGCCGGGCCUGCGCUCUUGAAUCUGCUGGCAAGGAGCCCUGCUAACGAUACACUGCCCACCCCUCUAGAGAGUCUGAAGUGCCCCCCAUCUCACCUGAGACUGGAGCGUUUUAAAUCGUGUCGCCCAGGUGAUGCUUGCUUUAUGUGAGAAGGACUUCUGCAGAAUGGAUACACAUGUUCAAAGCAGUCUUUUCAUAUCUAUGUAUUAUCUCUAUUAAAAGUGAUAAAGUCAUGUUUCUGGGGCGUAUUCAAGUAGACGACAAGUAAUUAUUUAAUAAUAGUACAUUGAGUGCAUUGUAAUUAUUCUCGCAGUAGUCAGGUAAUAGUAUCCAACGGAAAUUUCCUACCAACCUGCUGUAUCCAAAGUUUUGUAAA